Molecule: messenger RNA, 1464 nt
Organism: Sporothrix brasiliensis 5110
Lineage: Eukaryota; Fungi; Ascomycota; Sordariomycetes; Ophiostomatales; Ophiostomataceae
Product: multidrug resistance protein, MATE family
Exons: 1
Coding region: 1-1464 (487 amino acids)
Biological process (GO): xenobiotic detoxification by transmembrane export across the plasma membrane
Cellular component (GO): membrane
Molecular function (GO): xenobiotic transmembrane transporter activity; antiporter activity
Source: RefSeq, a predicted model, not a curated record
AUGCCCGACGAGCGAGCUGCCUUGCUUGGGGCUGCACCACGGCGGGCCUCUGCUGCAGCCGGCGCCGCCGCCUGGGUCGCCGAGAUGGCGCUGCUGACGACGUCCUCGCUGCCCGUCAUGCUCGCCUACAUGCUGCAAAACAGCCUGCAGACCGUGUCCGUGCUCGUCGUCAGCCGGCUGUCGCCCGAGGCCCUGGCCACGGCCGCCUUCUCGUACAUGUUUGCCAUGGCGACGGGCUGGCUCGUGGCCCUCGGCGGCACGACGGCCCUGGACACGCUGGCGGCCAGCAGCUUCACGGGCACGGCCGACAAGGGCAGCCUGGGCGUGCUGCUGCAGCGCGGGCUGCUGGUGCUGACGGGCUUCUACGGCGCGGUGGCGCUGCUGUGGUGCGUGGGCGCGCGGCCGCUGUUUGUGGCGCUGGGCCAGGACCCCGUGGUUGCCGACCAGAGCGCGCGCUUCCUGCGGCUGCUGGCGCCGGGCGGCCUGGGCUACGUGUGGUUCGAGUGCCUCAAGAAGUAUGUGCAGGCGCAGGGCCGCUACCACGCGGGGACCGGCGUGCUGCUCGUCACGGCGCCGCUCAACGCGCUGCUGCAGCACGCGCUGGUGCACCGCGCGGGCCUCGGCCUCGACGGCGCGCCGCUCGCCACGGGCGCCGCCUACUGGCUCUCCUUUGCGCUGCUCGCCGCCUACGCCGCCAGCGCCGACCACCGCGGCCGCGCGUGCUGGCCCGGCCGGGCGCUGUCGCGGGCGGCCGGGCGCACCGGCCUGGCCGCCUUUGCGCGCCUCGCCCUGCUCGGCGUCGUGCACGUCGGCUCCGAGUGGUGGGCCUUUGAGAUUGUCGCCCUCGCCGCCGGCCGCCUCGGCACGCGCCCGCUCGCCGCCCAGUCCGUCAUCAUGACCCUCGACCAGGUCAUCAACACCGUCCCCUUUGGCCUCGGCGUCGCCGCCUCCGCCCGCGUCGCCCACCAGCUGGGCGCCCAGGACCCCAAAGGCGCCGCCCGCGCCGCCCACGCCGCCGCCCUCCUCUCCAUCCUGCUCGGCAUCCUGCUCCUCGCCGCCCUGCUCGCCACCCGCCGCGUCAUCGGCCGCCUCUUCAGCGACGACGCCGACGUGGCCGCGCUCGUCGCCGCCGUCAUGCCCUACGUCGCGCUCUUCCAGGUCGCCGACGGGCUCAACGGCAGCUGCGGCGGCGCCCUGCGCGGCAUGGGCCGCCAGUGGGUCGGCGCCCUCGUGAACCUCGUCAGCUACUACGGCGCCGCCCUGCCCGCCGGCGUCUUUCUGGCCUUCCACGGCUGGGGCCUCGCCGGCCUCUGGCUCGGCCAGUGCGUGGCCCUGUUCCUCGUCGGCCUGCUCGAGUGGGCGCUCGUCGCGUGGACCAACUGGCCCGCCGAGGUGCGCCGCGCCUUUGAUCGGCUCGAGGCCGGUGGGAUCGUGACCGUGCGCCAUGUGUCUGAUGUGUUGUGA